AUCCUAAUCUUGCAAAAUGUCAAGUAGCAUUUAUGAAGACCAUAAGACGAAGAAAGAAACAACUUCUCAUUUCAGCAACAAGUUAUACUCAAGUCCUUUAAGAGAGAGAUAUAAGAAGGAAGAUGCAGCUAAGAGUAAGAAGAAUGAAGAGAAGAAGACAUCCAGUUCGAAUAAAACUGUCAAGAAAUCUGGCAUUAAAAGCUUUGGAAUGAAAGGCCUUGCGGUUCCUGAGUCGUCACAUUUUAAUACAAUUUCGAAAAAGUACCACAACAGACUCAGCUCCGGAAACAAAUCGAUGCUUCAAUCAUCAGGAGAUAAAAAUUUAAUAAAUACUCAGGAUAGACCACAAAGUUCGAGAGGAUAUCUGAACACCAGCUCAAUGGCAGAGAAUCUCAACAAGUUAGAGACAGCAAGUGCAAACUCUAAUAGGUCUUUCCAGAAAGCUGGUCACAAUAGUACUCUGAAAUCAGUUCGUUCAACUAAAGUAUUAUCAAGAAUCAAAGAUGAUCUAAAGAGCUCUGGCAAACCCCUCGUUGUUGAAUACUCAAGUGGAGCAGUUCACGAUAUUGACAUUUCAACUGCGCUUGCAGUCAGAGAGAAUCUAGAGAAAAUCUCAACCUUAAUAUGCCCCAAAAGAAGAGGUGGUGCAUCUGGAUUUAGAUCUGUAGACAGAAAGAAAUCUCGUGAUAAAUUAGGAAGUUUGACUAGAAGCCAGUUCAAAUAAACCCAAUAAGAACAGACUCGGAUCAGAGACAAGAGUUGACGGAGCUCCUACCAGCCAGCUAUCUCUCAUUGAGCUUACUGAGAAGAUCCUUAAUAGAGCUGAAAAGAUAAACAAGAAAGAGAAGGCUAGAGCUCAUUCUGACUUCCCUCUCAAGAACAAGCUAAAGUACUUAGAAGAAGAAAACAGAAGGGUGAUUCAAAGCUAUGAGAUCAGAAUUAAAGAUCUUGAGAGACAACUUGAGAGAAAGCAGAAAAGAAGAAACACUCUUCAAAAGAUGAGGAAAGAAGAAGGCCCUUACACAGAAGAUCAAAAGAAGUUCAUGAUUGAGGAUUAUGAAAAUGUCUUACUCAUUCUUAAUGAGAAACAUCUUGACCUGAAAGAAACUUACCCAGAGUAUGCUAAUAUCGCAGAUGAAAGACAGAUGGAGACUUCCCAAGUAUUAGAGACCAUGAUUGAUUUCCUCAAUAAAAAGAAUGGUCCUGGCCAAAAACUUACAAAGCAGAGUCAGUCUGUAGAUACAUUAGAAUAUUCUGUUGAGAUGGAAGAUACGAAUGCUCUCAACAAUACUGAGAUACAUUUUACUCCCUCCAGAUUGCUAGAUGAUAGCAUGAAUGAUUCCUGAAGAAUUACUGUUACAGAUACAAAUGAAAAAGAGUCGAACUCGUCUCCUGAGAAGAGCAUCGAAGUUGAGAAAUUUGAAUAAAA
This is a messenger RNA of Moneuplotes crassus, 1429 nucleotides long. The record is from the annotation of a GenBank genome assembly. NCBI's taxonomy places the organism in Eukaryota, Ciliophora, Spirotrichea, Euplotida, Euplotidae.